AUGGCAACAGUAGAAACAUCUAAUUCCUCCUAUGUUCGGUGUGUUCAAUCUCCGCCAAUUAAUCGUUUAACAAUUGGAGAUUUAUUUGAUACACAAACGGGUGGUGGUAAACCAAAACUUGAUCGUUUACGCGAACAUCUUCUUACUGAAGGACGUCUUGAAGAAGAUGCUGCUCUAAUGAUAAUUGAACGUGGUGAAGCAAUAUUAAGAGCUGAAAAUAAUUUAAUUGAAUUAGAAGCACCGAUAACUGUUUGUGGUGAUAUACAUGGACAAUUCUAUGAUUUAAUGAAAUUAAUUGAAGUUGGUGGUUCACCAUCAACAACACGUUAUUUAUUUAUGGGUGAUUAUGUCGAUCGUGGUUAUUUUUCUAUUGAAUGUGUUCUUUAUUUAUGGGCACUUAAAAUUCAUUAUGCAACAACAUUUUUUCUUCUUCGUGGUAAUCAUGAAUGUCGACAUUUAACGGAAUAUUUUACAUUUAAAACUGAAUGUAAAAUAAAAUAUACUGAACGUGUUUAUGAUGCAUGUAUGCGUGCAUUCGAUUGUUUACCAUUAGCUGCACUUAUUGAUAAACAAUUCUUUUGUGUUCAUGGUGGUCUUUCACCAGAAAUUCAUACAUUAGAUGAUAUUAAAAAAUUAGAUCGUUUUAAAGAACCACCACCCUAUGGACCAAUGUGUGAUUUAUUAUGGAGUGAUCCAGUUGAAGAUUAUGGUCAUGAAAAAUCUCAUGAAGAAAAAUAUUUAUUUAAUGCAACACGUGGUUGUUCAUAUUUUUAUACAUUUAAAGCUGUGAAUGAUUUUCUUGCACGAAAUUCUUUAUUAACUGUUAUACGUGCACAUGAAGCACAAGAUGUUGGCUAUCGUAUGUAUCGUAAAUGUCCACAAAGUGGUUUUCCAUCUUUAAUGACAAUAUUUUCUGCACCAAAUUAUCUUGAUGUUUAUCAAAAUAAAGCUGCUAUACUUAAAUAUGAUACAAAUAUAGUUAAUAUAAGACAAUUUAAUUCAUCACCACAUCCAUAUUGGUUACCAAAUUUUAUGAAUGUAUUUACAUGGUCAUUACCAUUUGUUGGUGAAAAAGUUACGGAAAUGUUAAUUAAUAUUUUAAAUAUAUGUAGUGAAGAAGAACUUAUAACAAGUUUAUCAACUGAUCAACAAAAUGAUAAUGAAAAUCAAUUUCGUCGUGAAGCUAUACGUUCAAAAAUACGUGCUGUAGGAAAAAUGGCUAAAGUUUAUGCAUCAUUACGUGAAGCAAGUGAAAAUGUAUUAAAUUUAAAAGGUUUAGCACCUGUUUCACCAUCAUCGUCAUCAACAAAUCUUAAUGAACUUGGCGAAGAUGAAGGCGAAUCAUCGGAACAUCGCAAAGCUCCAACAGAUUUUUCAUUUACAACAGCAAAAACAUAUGAUCAAAUAAAUGAACGUAUGCCACCUUGGUCGGAUGCUGAACGUCAACAACGUUUAGCAAAUAAAAAUCUAAUGAAAACAAAUGAUGAUUCUGUUAUUGUUCAUGAUGAUAGCGGCAAUCAACAAACCGAAACAACAACAACAAAUGAAAGAGAUUCAACUACACAUGCACCUAUUCUUAUUAUACAAAAAGAAGAUGAUAAAAUUAUUGAUGGAACUGAAAAUAUUCAAUCAACUACAGUGAAACCACCUGCAAUAUCCGAAACAAAAUCUGAUUCGAUUUCAACAUCUCAAAAAUCCAAUCUCGGUGAUAAUCAUGAUGAUCUGGAACAUAUUGAAAUCAAACUUGAUAAAAAUGUUGAUGAACAAUCAACAAUCAAUUCACAAAAAGCAUCUAUUAAUAAUAAUAAUAAACAUUCCCCUAAUAAUACUAAUCCUAAUACAACAACAGCAGCAGCAGCAGCAAGUACGGGUGGUUUUUCAUUAAAAAAUCCUGUUAGUUCAUUUCGUUCAUGGGUAUCAAAUAAAAAAUCUUCAAAAGAAGAACCAAUAUUAACAACAGACCAAUCAUUAAGUACAACCUAUAAAAAAAUUGAUACAUCACCAACACCACGUAAAUCUUCGAUUGAAUCAGAUUUAUCAAAACGUAAUCGAACAAAUUCAGCAACAGCUACGACAAGUACUAGUUAUCAACAAGAUAAUAUCGAAACAAAUCCUAAUUCAAAAGGUAUUAAAAAGAAAUCGUCAUUUUCAUUACGUAGUAAUAAUCCAAUAACAUUACUUAAACGAACACCCGAAACAACAAAUGAUUCAAAUGAAACAGAAUCUAUUGAACAAUCAGGAACAGGAAAUAAUCCAUUUGGAUAUUUAAAAAAUCUUAUGUCCACUGAAGAAAAAAAUUUAUCUUCAAUUAAGAAUGAUGAUGAUGGUGAUGAAAUGGAUCGAUUAGCACGUCAAAUGCUUCUUGAUGAAGCUAAACGAAAUAAAAUUCGUGCUGAAACACAAGGAGCACUUGGAUGGCAAAAACCAACAUUGGUUACAAAUAGAAAAUUUUUACGUAAUACACUUAUUUCGAAUGCUGUACAUAAUAUUCAUAAGAAUGAACAACAACAAAAAACCAGAAUGGAUAAAAAAGAUAAUGAAUAUAAAUAUGAAAGAAAACGAUCACGUACACCACCACCAACAUCAUCAUCGAGAAAAAAACGAGAUUAUAAUGAUGAUGAUAAACGAUCAUUCAAACGAACGAGAAAAGAUUAA
Molecule: messenger RNA, 2655 nt
Organism: Adineta steineri
Lineage: Eukaryota; Metazoa; Rotifera; Eurotatoria; Adinetida; Adinetidae
Source: the annotation of a GenBank genome assembly